Messenger RNA from Blastomyces dermatitidis ER-3, 2502 nucleotides. RefSeq names its product DNA binding protein SART-1. The record is from RefSeq and is a predicted model, not a curated record. Gene Ontology annotation, biological process: maturation of 5S rRNA; mRNA cis splicing, via spliceosome. The transcript has a single exon. Lineage: Eukaryota; Fungi; Ascomycota; Eurotiomycetes; Onygenales; Ajellomycetaceae. The coding region runs from base 228 to 2294 and encodes 688 amino acids. Gene Ontology annotation, cellular component: U4/U6 x U5 tri-snRNP complex.
UGGCGCUAGGCCUGUUUGAGUUCGGACCGGAUUUUGGUGAAAUUCCGGAGCUGGCGAAGAACAGAGCCAUAAUAAUAUCGCAAGGCAGCUGGAGGAGAGGAGAGGAGCAGCGGAGAGCAAGGGCAACUACAACAGUACACAAGCUAUUUUGGAACUCUUUUCACUUCACGUUUUACAGUCUGACCCACUGAAUCAUACCGUGCCUUUUCCAUUUUGUCUCCACAGUUAUGACGGACGCUCUGUCGAUUGAGCAAAACAAUAAGAUCCGAGUCGCCCUUGGUCUGAAGCCUCUUCCUGUCCCCGGCGCUGCCACUACCACCGACAACAGAAACAACGAUGGUCCCGUCUUUAAGCCAUCCAGAGAUGGCAACAACUCAGAUUCUUCAGAUGACGAACCCGCAAGCACACUAGAGUCGCGACAGGCGCAGGGAUACGAUAACUGGAAGAAAUACCAGGAUGAAGCCGAGGCGAAGAAGAAGCGCCAGGAGAAGCUGGACGCGAUCAAGCGGGCGCGCGAAAAUGCCCAGAAACUAGUGAAACUUGAGGGCAAAGGGCUGGGUGAGGUCGAUGAAGCGGAGGCUGCGUUGGAUACCAAAACCUGGCUGAUGCAGCAGAAGAAGCGGCAGCGGAAGAUUGAAAAGGAGCGCGCGAAGAGACUCGCUGAGGAACUUGCGGAGAGGGAGCGGAUUGCGGAAUAUACUGCGAAGGAUCUUGCGGGUGUGAGGGUUGGACAUGAGGUGGCUGAUUUUGAAGAGGGCGAGGAGCAGAUUCUUACGCUUAAGGAUACGACCAUCGAUGAGAAUGAGGAGGAAGGGGAUGAGUUGGAGAAUAUCGACUUGCGGGACCGGGAGCGCCUUAAUGAGCGACUGGCGUUGAAGAAAAAGAAGCCGGUGUAUGAUCCUAAUGAUUUCGAUGGGUCCGGCUCUAUUCUGGCGCAGUAUGAUGAAGAGAUUGAAGGGAAGAAGAGGAAACGGUUUACGUUGGAUGCUAAGGAUCUGACUGAGGAAGAGCGGGAGGCGAAGCGGCAGGAUGUGUCGUCUAAGCUCAAGGCGCAGCCUGUCAACCUCGAUAUAAUGCCCGAACCUACGGCUACCCCAUCAGACUAUCAGGAGGCGACAGAGAUUAAAAUCAAGAAGCCGAAAAAGAAGAAGGCGAAAUCUACGAGACAGAAAGCGGUGGAUGAAGAUGACAUAUUCCCAACCAUCGACACUACGGACACGCCUAAUGGAGAUAGUAUGGAAGUGGAUUCGGGAGCUGUCAGCACUGGACUUUCAACCCCCGCCCCGCGACGAUCAGAUAGAGAAAUAUCGUUCGUUGAUGAUGAGGAUUUGCAAGCGUCACUAGCAACACAGAGACGAGCUGCAUUCAAGAAACGGAAGAAGGUUCGUCCGGAGGAUAUCGCCAGACAGUUACGGGAAGAGUCAGAGCAAGCACAGAAUGGAAUGGACUUGGAUAACGCAGAUGGCGAGGACGACGCUCCUGGCCUGGUUAUCGAUGAGACAUCCGAAUUUGUCGCAAACCUACAGCGCCCCACGAUACCUGAUCGGCGCCAGCGCUCGGUCUCGCGCCCGAAGGAAGAAUCGCCUAAAGUGAAAGAAGAGAGGGACGAAGAUGUCGAUAUGGAGAGGUCGUAUAAUGAUAUUGAAGAUGAAGAAGACCUCAAAGGACGACUGAAGAGAAGCGAGGAGACUACGCCAGCUGCAGACAUCACUGCUACUGGAUUAGAAGAGGAAUCGACACUUGACCAGGGCCUGGGCUCUACUCUCGCCAUGCUUAAACAGCGGGGAUUGGUAAAGGAAUCCAACGCAGGCGAUCUGAACACGCUCCACCGCGAGCGCCAACGAUUCUUACAGGAGAAGCAACGGCGCGAAGCGGAAGCAGAGCGCCGCGCCCGUCUCCAGCGAGAACGCGACCGCGCCUCGGGCAAGCUCGACCGCAUGACGGCGCGGGACCGGGAGGAAUACGCACGGCAGGAAAACAAGCAGCGCGACCAGCUCGAGUCGCGGCAGAUGGCGGAGAUCUUCAACCGCGAGUACAAGCCGGACGUGCAGCUGAAGUAUGUGGAUGAGCACGGGCGGCUGAUGGACCAGAAGGAGGCGUUCAAGCACCUCUCGCACCAGUUCCACGGCAAGGGCAGCGGGAAGAUGAAGACGGAGAAGCAUCUGAAGAAGAUUGAGGAGGAGAAGAAGCGGGAGGCGAUGAGUACGUUGGAUAGUAGCCAGCAUACUGGGAUGAAUAAUGCGAUGGGGGCGACGGCGAGGAGGAAUCGGCAGGCUGGGGUUCGGCUUGGAUGAAGGGGGUGUCUUCUGUAUACUUGGAACUACAUCUGUACUGUAGAUCCAUUCCUCAUGCUUAUUUACAUUUUUACAUGUUGCAUGUAGAGGAGCAUGUAGAGGAUCUGUCGUUGCAUGCUUUUCUUUCUCUAAGCUGGUACUUUUUUGCCAAACAAAACACUCCAUUUACAAUGUUAAGCGGGAAUCAAAUCAAUUAUCAAUUAUCCAA